AUGGACACUGAGAGAAAAAAACAUGUUUACCUGGCGAAGCUUGCUGAGCAAGCCGAGAGAUAUGAUGAGGUGGUUGAAGCAAUGAAGAAAGUUUCCAAGUUGGAUGUGGAACUGACUGUGGAGGAGCGGAAUUUGGUGUCGGUUGGGUAUAAGAAUGUCAUUGGGGCAAGACGGGCGUCAUGGCGGAUAUUGUCUUCCAUUGAACAAAAGGAGGAGGCCAAGGGAAGUGAACAAAAUGCUAUGAGGAUAAAGGAGUACAGGCAGAGGGUUGAAGAUGAGCUUGCAAAAAUUUGCCAUGACAUUUUAACAGUUAUUGAUUACCACCUCCUUCCAUCUGCAUCAACAGAGGAAUCUACGGUUUUUUACCAGAAGAUGAAAGGAGAUUACUAUCGAUAUUUGGCUGAAUUUAAAGCUGGUGAUGAUCGUAAAGAAGCGGCUGAUCAGUCGCUUAAAGCCUAUGAGGUUGCCAACGAUACUGCUGACUCUGAGUUGCCCGCAACCCAUCCAGUUAGACUUGGCCUGGCUCUAAACUUCUCUGUUUUUUACUAUGAAAUUCUCGACUCCCCUGAGAGGGCCUGUCAUUUAGCUAAGCAGGCAUUUGAUGAGGCAAUUGCUGAACUUGACAGCCUCAAUGAAGAAUCCUACAAGGACAGCACCCUUAUUAUGCAGCUUCUCAAGGAUAAUCUCACAUUGUGGACCUCAGAUCUGCCAGAGGAAGGAGGUGAACAAUCUAAAGUUGAGGAACCCCCUUCAAAGAGUUAG
This is a messenger RNA of Prunus armeniaca (apricot), 762 nucleotides long. NCBI's taxonomy places the organism in Eukaryota, Viridiplantae, Streptophyta, Magnoliopsida, Rosales, Rosaceae. The record is from the annotation of a GenBank genome assembly.